Exophiala viscosa is the source of this 1613-nucleotide messenger RNA. RefSeq lists its product as uncharacterized. Lineage: Eukaryota; Fungi; Ascomycota; Eurotiomycetes; Chaetothyriales; Herpotrichiellaceae. The record is from RefSeq and is a predicted model, not a curated record. The coding region runs from base 327 to 1292 and encodes 321 amino acids. The transcript has a single exon.
UAUCCGGACGACAACACCCUUGAUGCUCUUCAUAAUUCCCGUGUCCUGCUGUGAACCCUCUGUCAAAAACCGCGCGACUUUCGCCACUAAAGAUGAAAGGUCAUUCGACGAGGAUAGUGGAAUGCCAAGAGGUGUAAGACUUCCUCACCGGGAUUACUGGUUUCUGACGCUUGUUGUCAACGGAGUCGGGAUAAUGUCGCGGAUGGGACAGAUCGUUGCCAGAUUGUCUAUUAAAGGUGAGUGAUUGCAGAUAUAAAGUAUGGGCCUCCCUUCAAUCGUGGCAUUCCCCUUGCACGGAGACCUCGCACCUCACAUCAACGCGCAAAAUGCCUUCUCAUAACCACAAGGGCCAAAAUGGCAGCACACAAGUCGCAUCGAAGGACAUGCCCUCGCUCCCCGAGAACUUCUUUCCAGUCUUCAUCAAAAACCAGUUCCGCACCACGAUCCCACUGCCCACCAAGGACAAGUACCCCAGCGUCAAAGGCCAAUGCGCCAUAAUCACUGGAUCAAACACUGGCCUAGGCUACGAGGCAUCGCGACAACUCCUGUCUCUGGGACUCUCGCACCUAGUCAUGGGCGUGCGAUCUCUAGCCAAGGGCAACGCAGCAGCCAGUAAGAUUCGUGCCGCGAACCCCUCGGCCAAAAUCGAUGUCUGGGCUCUAGACAUGGAGUCCUACGACUCAAUCCAAGCUUUCGUUCGCAAGUGCAACGACGACCUCCCACGCAUCGAUAUGGUCAUUCUGAACGCGGGCAUGGGAGCAAUGAAAUUCAAUGCCGUCCCUGCUACGGGCCAUGAGAUGACUGUACAGGUCAACCACAUCAGCACGUCACUUCUGACCAUUCUCCUGCUCCCUGUGCUCACGAAGAAGAGCAAAUCAAACAGCGCCGCACGUCCUCCGGUCCUGACGGUAGUCAACUCGGCCACCGCACAUUUGUGCAAGUUGCCGAACAAAGACUCACGGCCCUUGCUGGCCUCGUUCGACGAUCCGUCCAAUUUCGAUGCGAACGAACGAUACGGUGCGUCGAAGCUGCUGUGUCAGUUGUUCAUUGUCAAGCUUGCAGAUCUGGUGGACCCCAACAACGUCAUCAUCAACAUGGUCGAUCCGGGCUUGACCAAGGGCACUGAGCUGGCGCGGGAGGUCCCAGGGUUUGUUGCCCCAAUACUGAAGCUAGGUAUGGCCAUUGUCGGCAGACGCCUCGACAGGGCUGCGGCGACGUAUAUUGAUGCUGUGCUGGGCCAUGGCAUGGAAACUCAUGGGUGUUUUCUUAUGAAUGAAGAGAUCGUGGGGUGAGUCCAAACCCCUCAAUCAACAUUAGCCCCCUUUCACCCCCUGAGCGGAAUACUGAUGUUUGCUUAGGCUCUCAAAGUGGUACCAUACCGACGGAGAGGCCUUGACGGCAGCGAUCUGGAAUGAGACGAUGCAGGAACUCAGGUUUGCUGGCGUCGAGGAGAUUGUUGCUUCAAUGCAUUCGUGAAGGAAGAUGUCAUGUUCCUUACACGCCGGAAUGAUACAACGGCGCUUUCUGCGUACCUGGUGACUCGACGUUCGGCCAAGUAGCAAUGUUAUCUCUUUGCUGUUCGCUUUACCAUGUGACGCGUCAACCAGGUUCAU